CAAACCACGCUCACUAGAGAGUUGAUCUUGAGAUUUGGAAUAUUAAUAUUUUUCUGUUUUAUUUCGAAUUUAAUAAGUUCAUAUUUUGUUUAAUUUCUUUUUAAAUUGUGUUUUCUUUUUUAGCUUUGCUGUUUGAUGUAAAUUUGCGCUUUAUAUACCGAUAUAAAUAUAUAUUGUGUUUUUCUUCUUCUAAAUUUGGAUUUUACAGUGCUUAUUCAUUCCGGGGACGGAUCAAGAAGAUGGCAGGAACCAGAGAACUCAGAAGCAGUCGGGCGAAGGAAUGUGCAAUACCCUUUGAUGUCGCUAAGGAGGAGGCCCUGAGGUACAUCAUCCUAGGAGAAGAUAAGCCAGGUUGCUCUGUAAAAGAAGUGGAUCCGUUUAUAGGAAAAGGGUUGUAUGCAGAAAAGGAGUAUCGCAAAGGUGAAUUUAUCGUGGAAUAUUCCGGAAAACUUUUAAUCAGGAGCGACGGACUGGAGCGAGAGAAAUCCUACCCAUUAAAGAAAGGAAGCUACAUUUACUUCUUUGCUUGGGACAGUAAGAAGUACUGUUUAGAUGCUACAAAUUCAAAACGUCAAGGAAGAUAUGCCAAUGAUGCAGCUUCUGGAGAUGUUCUGCGGAAUGCAGUAAUGAAAUGUGUACCAAACAACAGAUUGCCUUAUUUGGCUCUUUUUGCUUCAAGGAAUAUAGGUGUAGGAGAAGAAGUUAGAUAUGAUUAUGGAGUUAAAGACCUUCCCUGGAGGAAACAGAUUGAGAAACCCCCAGUGGUUUUUGUUGAGAAAAUUGAAAAGAGUUUAGUUUGGCAGCAGACUUCAUGUUCAUCUCCUCCCUCUGGGGAUUCUAGGGAAAUACAAAGGACUGAAGGAGUUGAUGAGAAAUGUGAAAGUGGCAAGCAUAGCGUAUCAUCUGCCCCUUUUCCUGUUGUUCUGCCUAAGGUGAAAAAAUGCUCAGUUGUGCUUCAGAGAAUAUCAGAAAACAUCUAUGAAAAAUUCUUGCAUGGUGAAAAAAGUGCCAUCAUUGAAGACUUAAGCAAACUGGCCAAUGAUCUUACACCAGAAAAAUUGUUGGUUGAGAAAAACUGUGCUUCACCGGAGUCGAUUCAUCCUGUUUGUGAUGUGUCCAAGGAGGUGGAUACUCAGGAUGAAGCGGUGAAUGCAGAAGGUGAAAAAAGUUCCAUCAUUGAAGACUUAAGCGAACUGGCCAAUGAUCUUACACCAGAAAAAUUGUUGGUUGAGAAAAACUGUGCUUCACCGGAGUCGAUUCAUCCUGUUUGUGAUGUGUCCAAGGAGGUGGAUACUCAGGAUGAAGCGGUGAAUGCAGAAGAUGGAAACAGCAUUGAUUUUAUCAAAUGUGGUAGCUGCAAAGGAAUUUUCAGCAGCAUCAAUCUUUUUUUGGAACACAAAAAGAAUUUAUGUGGUUUAAAUGGAAAUCAAUGCUUGACUGAGGAGAAAGCAGAUUUGGUUGCUGUCAUGGGAAACUUCCAUCAGUCAUCCCCAGAAAUAUUUAAACAUGAAGCAGCUGGUACUCAGUGUACAAGCAAUUGCCUCACAGCUAUUGUAGCUGGAUACCUUAAAAACGUUGAUAGCUGGGAAUCAGAAUUCAUAGACCAAAUUUUAGAAGGGGGUGAUAAAGUUCACCUCAGUGUUCUCCAAAAGAAGCAUUGGCCAUUCCAAAGACAAGAGUCAAGACUAGACAUUGAUGAAUUGCCUGAAAAAAUUGAGUGUCAGAUUGGCAAUCAUGAAGUAGUUGCAAGUGUAGGAGUCCAUGAGCCUUUGUUUGGAAUGUCUUCAUACAUUGAUACAUUAGUUUCAUCUGCAAUCAUUGACAAGCCCAAUCAAAGUUUUAUAUUACGAAUGUUUGACGUUUGUAUUGCAAUACUUCCAAGGAAUUAUCGUCAGUAUUCCAUAUUUGAUCCACAUUCAAGGAAUACUGAUGGCUUUGUUGAUGCCAAUGGAUCUGCAGGGCUGUUUCAUUUCAAAAGUCUUGCAGAAACUGUGAAAUACCUUAAACUUGUAGCAGCAGGGAAAAGUGGUCAGAUUGAUCUUUACCCUAUAUCGGUAAAAUUGCUAAGGUCUGGGGCAAAUGAAGAAAUCUUCAGGGAGGAAAUUUGCCACAGCAGUGACAAUGAUGAAGCACCAGAAAGUCUUGAAGAUUUAGAACAGAGCAAGACAAAUCUAGGUGAAACAAGACAAUCCAUGAAGAAAAGCAGGCCUAAGAGACCAUGCCCUUUUUGUGAUACCUUAGCGUCAAGGUUGAGUGAUCAUAUUGCACGACGUCAUAAAACUGAGGAACGUGUCAUAAAUGCAUUAUCACUUCCAAAAAUACUAAAAGAUCGAGAGUUUGAAAAAUUUAAAAAGGAGGGAAUUCUAAAGGCAAAUUGUGCUGUCCUUUCACAGACAAAUCCUGAUUUUACUCAACUUUUACAUGAAAGAAAGGCUAUUAAAAGUGAGGAAUCAGUAAUGUGUUCUCUUUGCAAAGGUUUUUAUAGCAAGAGAAGAAUCUCUAGACAUAAGAAAAGAUGUGUUGCAGCAGAAGGAACGACUGAAUAUCCAUCAUCAUGCAAUGUGAGACUUCUGAAGCCUGAUCCAGGUUAUUCUGACAAUUAUAGACAAGAGAUAUUGGAAUGUUUUCAUGCCACUGAAGUUGGAAAUCUUAUCAGAGAAGAUGCCUGGAUAAAAAGAUAUGGAUUUCUUAAAUUUCAAAAUUUCAUGGGCACAGAGAAGAGGGAAGAAAAACGAAGAUCGCUUAUGUCUAAUCUUAGGCGACUUGCCCAUCUUUUCUUGGAAUUCAAGAAAGUAAUGAAUAAAGAAAAUCCAUCCAUCAGUUUGAACUCUUGUAGGGAAAUGUUUAAUCGAGAUUACAUGCUUCAAAUUCAAACUGCUAUUAUAAAUAUUACUACACAUGUAGAUAAUACAGUAAAGGUUGGUUUGAAGGUUUCUCUACGUUACCUUAUAACAGACAUAUGCAGAGUUAUGAAAGCUAAUUAUUACCUAGCAAGAGAAGACCAAGAAGCUGAAGAAAUGAAUAUAUUUAUUGAAGUGUUACAAGUUGUCUGGCCAUCAUUUUUUGCUAGUGCAGAGGAAUCCAUUAUAAAAAAGAGGCAUACUGUCUCUAGGAAGCCAGUAAGGUUGCCAAGUGAAGAAGAAGUAAAAACGCUCAGGAAUUUUACUAAAGAAGCAAUUGAAAAGUUGUCAUCAGAUGUUUUCAAGUAUAUGGAAUUUAAUAAAUUUACCCAGUUAAGAGAUGCUGUGGUUUGUAGAUUAACAUUGUUUAAUGCAAGAAGGGGAGGUGAGCCAAGUCGCAUGACUUUGAAAGACUGGGAUGAUGCCCUGAAUGGGGUAUGGGUAGAUCCAUCCAAAGUAGAGAAGGUUACAGAUGAAAUUGGGAAGAAAUUGCUGUGUGAAACAAAAAUUGUUUAUAUACAAGCAUCAAAAGUGGCAAAACUUGUGCCUCUUCUAAUACCAAAAGACUGUUGGGAGGCCAUAAAAAUUCUUACUGAUGUUGAGGUUAGAAGGCAGGCGAAUAUUAAUGAAAGAAACAUAUUUAUUUUUCCAAGUAUAAAUCACUCUUUAAACCAUUGUACUGGAUGGAUCUGUGUCACUAAUGUGUGUAAAAAAGCAGGAUUGAAACGAUUUAUUACUGCAACAGAUAUGCGACAUUAUAUAGCCACAGUGUACUCGCUUUUGGAUGUAUCCUCAGCAGACAGAGAAAUGUUCUACAAACAUCUGGGACAUUCAAGAAAUAUUAAUGAAAAUGUGUAUCAAUGUCCACCUGCUGUGAGAACGAUAACUACUGUUGGGAAGUUUCUCAGUUCUUUGGAAAGCAGCAUUGGAGAGGAAUUAUCAGUGGAUGAUGAAAAUCAACCUGGCCCGUCUUCAGAAUCAGGUUCCUUAAAUUUGAAGGAGUCAGAGGGAGCUAAAGGUCUUACUCAGUCUGAAGCAGUUGAAGUCUUCCUAUGUGAAAUGGCCCAAGAAGUCCCGAUUACAGAACUCUUUGAUUUAUCAAGACAAAUUCAGGAGGAAGAAGUAACUGUUGAUCCAGAGAUUUUGCAAGAGAGUAGAGCCUUGAUUUUGAAAAAAGAUGUUCAAGAGUGUGCACAGCAGUACUUUACUGAAGAUGCAUGGCUUGUUGCAGAAAAUACCAUAAAGAUGCUUGAAGAAUCUGAGAUGUCAAGGCAGUCAGAAGAAGGGACUUCCAGAGGACAGACAAAACAAUCCAAGAGGAAAUUACCCAUUGACCAUACUUCAAAAAGCAAGGUUCCAGGGCCUAGUAGAGAGAAAAUUUCCAAAAAUUUAAGUGAUCCUGACUUUGUUCAAAUGCAUGAUGACUCUUCUGAUGAAUCCAGUAAAGAAAGUGAAGAUUCUGAAGAUAUGGAGUCUCUGAAUGGAAAAAAGGUAUCAAAAGCAUGUAGAAAGCAUACCUGGCUUCCACAAGAGGAUAGAGCAAUAAAAGAUUUUUUCAAAGAGGACAUCAAUGAAUUUUCAAAGUCGGGAAACCAAGGAUCACUACAUGGAGUGACAAAGAAGAUACGCAGAUUUAUUUCGAAAUAUCCAGAUGUUUUGAAGGAGUAUCCAGAUAAAGACAAAGUCCACAAGAUUCGUACCAAAGUGAUAAAUCUUAGAAGACAAAGUCGGGGGAAGUAUGAGAAAAACAUGGUGAAACUAACUCGAUAGUCAGAAAACAAAAAGUUUCAUACAACUUUCUCACAUUUUUGUCUUUAUUAUUUAUUUUAAAUUUUGGAAUAGGAAUACAAGAUUAGCUGUACUUAAAGCUAAACUUUACUGUCAAAGAUAAAGGACACAGCAGCCACGUCUUAGAGGUCAUUAUAUUAAUUUAUGCAAGAAAAUUUCCAUCACCUUUAAACUUGAAAAGUUCAUCAAUGCAAACAAACCUUUCCAAAAAUUUUUAUUCUUCAUAUAAAUCGACCAAUACUUUAAAAAUAAGUACAUGUAGGAAGUAUCAUUUCAUAAAUUACAUACCGUAUUUUUUGGAUUACAGGUCGAUGGGUUAUAUAGGACAAAAGGCUCAUUUUUAGCCUUAAUUUUUGAAAAAUCCUUAGAUAGGACGAACUUACUAUAUAGGACGAGGCUUUUUUAUCCAUUUUCCAAAGAAUUUUAUGCAGAUACAAAGUAUGAGAACAUGUAAACCUGUAAAAUUACCUGAAUAAAUCAGUGACAUGAACGUAUCAAGAAAAUAAACUGGUAUUUUAACAAGUACAGCAUUUAAAUAAAGUUUUAUGUAAAUGUAGUAUAAACCUUCCAUCUGUGUUUUGUGUUUUGCAACAUUAAAAACUGACAACUUCUGUCAAGAUUCCAAAGAUGACCAAAGUCAGAACUAGAUUUAUACAUACAGGAUAUUUCCUCUUUAUUUCUACACUGGUCCAUACACUACACUCAAUUUUAAUGAAGCCAAAGGCUGGAAAAGCUAAUGUAAGGGCAAUUAAUGUGCUGUGCAUGAACUUAACGAUAUGGAUCAUAACUCAAAGAUUAUGAAAUAACACAAUUAAAUUCGAAAGAUGGUAAAUAUUAAGGUAAUGGUGGAGUGGUAAAACCUUUGUUACUGUUACACACACUACACUCAAUUUUCAACCUUGACACAUAUAUAUACAAAUGACAUUGUACAAGUUUUUUUUCUUUAUUCAUUUCAAAUAUAUAUCCCUCUUUAUCUCACACCAACACAUUAGCAUUUACUGCUCCAGAAAUAUUCACUUUUCUUUUAGCAUUAACAGAAUUAAUGACCAUUAGCACUAAAUCUUCCAGUAUAUAUAAGAUUCAACUGUAUGUAAAGCUAAACUACACUUUAAAAUACAACAGUUUAACAUCUAAGAUUCUUGGACAACAUUGCAUCUUAUUGAAGAAAAUUCUUUCAAUUUUUAAAACUGCAAAAAUUUAGAAAUCAAUCAUUUUUUUCUUAUUAAAGAUUCACCAUAACAUUAAGCGUUAGAAAGUUGUGCAAACAUCCUUUGCAUUAGAAAUCUUACCUAACCAUAAGAACAUUAAAUACUAACAUCCUUAUCAUCCAAUGCACUAUAGAAAAGAAAUUUGAGCAUGAAUUACUCUGAGUUUCUUUAAUAUUUUCACAGGUUAGUAAACUGGUGUUGGUGGAGUGGUAGUACCUUUGUUUUACACUGGUCCACACGCCACACUUUAUUUUCAACCUCUGCCAAAUCUUAGAUACAAAUGACAUUAUAUCAUUUUUUUUCCUUGUUUGACUCCACAAUAUAUUCUACUUAUUCUGACACCACAAUAGUAUAUUCUACUUUUUCUCACACCACAAAAUUUUCGACCUCUGCCAAAACUUAGACACAAAUGAUACAAUAUUAUGUUUUUCCUUGAUUGACUCCACAAUGUAUUCUUAUUCUCACACCACAGGAUUUUCAACCUCUGCCUAAUCUUAGAUACAAAUGACUCUUUAUCAUUUUUUUCCUUGUUUGACUCUACAAUAUAUUCUACUUAUUCUCACCCCACAGUAUCUUUGACCUCUGCCAAAACUUAGAUACAAAUGACACUUUAUCUUUUUUUUUCCUUGUUUGAUUCCACAAUUUCUUUUACCAAUUCGCACAUCACAGCAACAUAUUCUACUUAUUCUCACACCACAAUAUCUUCAACCUCUGCCAAAACUUAGAUACAAAUGACACUAUAUCAUUUUUUUUCCUUGUUUGGCUCCACAAUAUAUUCUAGUUAUUCUCAUGCCACAACAUGUGAAGCUUACUACACCACAAAUCUGAACUUACCAUUAAGCAAGGUUUACACCACAAUACAAUCUCUUGAAUUGAAAACAAUACUAGAAGAUCAAACCAACAUAUUUUUGAUUAUUCAUUUUUCUGGUUUAAAUACAAGCCACCUAACAAAAAUCAAUAGACACUUUUGUUAAUAUAAUUCACACAGCAGAUAUAAAGUUACCAUACACACUUUUACUUCUUACAUCCUUAUUAUCCGAUGCACUAAAGAAAAGAAAUUUGAGCAAGAAAUACUUUGAAUAUGUUUUAUAUAUUUUCCUAGGUUGGUAAAUAAGGUGUUGGUGUAGUGGUAGUACCUUUGCUUUACACUGUUCUAUUAUACACACCACACUCAAUUUUCAACCUUAACACAUAUAUUUUCAACCUUGACACAUAUAUACAAAUGACAUUGUACAAGUUGUUUUCUUUAUUUCAUUUCAAAUAUUUAUCCCUUUUUCUCUCACAGCAACACAUUAACAUACACUACUCCAGAAAUAUUCACUUUUCAUUUAGCAUAAACUGAAUUAAUAACCCAAUAGCACUGAACCUCCCAAUUUAAAUAAGAUAAGCUAAACUCCACUUUAAAAUACAACAGUUUUACAGCCAAGCUUCUGGACAACAUUGCAUCUAAUCAAAACAUUUUUUUUAGUUUUCUCAUUAAAAUAGCAUCAUUAAAUAAAGCAUUAGAAAUUGUGUUAACAUCCUUUGCAUUAGAAAUCUUACUAAACCAUAAGAACAUUAAAUACUAACAUCCUUAUCAUCCAAUGCACUAUAGAAAAGAAAACUGAGCAUGAAUUACUCUGAGUUUCUUAUAUAUUUUUCAGAGGUUGGUAAGUAAGGUGUUGGUGGAGUGGUAGUACCUUUGUUUUACACUGGUCCACACGCCACACUCAAUUUUCAACCUCUGCCAAAAUUUAGAUACAAAUGACACUAUAUCAUUUUUUUUCCUUGUUUGACUCCACAUUAUAUACUUCUUAUUCUAAUACCACAGCAAUAUAUUCUACUUAUUCUCACACCACAGCAUUUUUAACCUCUGCCAAAACUUAGAGACAAAUGACACUAUAUCAUUUUUAUUCCUUGCUUGACUCCACAAUAUGUUUUUCUUAUUCUCGCAUCACAGCAAUAUAUUCUACUUAUUCUCACACCACAGCAUUUUUAA
Messenger RNA from Saccostrea cuccullata (small rock oyster), 7874 nucleotides. RefSeq lists its product as uncharacterized. Gene Ontology annotation, biological process: DNA recombination; DNA integration. The transcript has 21 exons. The record is from RefSeq and is a predicted model, not a curated record. Gene Ontology annotation, molecular function: DNA binding; protein binding. The coding region runs from base 240 to 4670 and encodes 1476 amino acids. NCBI's taxonomy places the organism in Eukaryota, Metazoa, Mollusca, Bivalvia, Ostreida, Ostreidae.